This is a messenger RNA of Anastrepha obliqua, 2651 nucleotides long. RefSeq lists its product as uncharacterized. Bases 1059 to 1802 code for a protein of 247 amino acids. The record is from RefSeq and is a predicted model, not a curated record. The transcript is spliced from 4 exons. Lineage: Eukaryota; Metazoa; Arthropoda; Insecta; Diptera; Tephritidae.
UGGCAACGGUGUUGGGCUUCGAAGGCAACGCAACUGAGUUGUGCGCGCCGUGCUAUGAACUGUGAGGCCGUCAGGUAGUUGUGUCGUGCCAGUCGAACGGCCAGGUGAGCAGCCGAUCAGGCAGAUGAUUGUGCCAAGGCGCGUACUUCUCAGACUGGUUGAUUCGUUCAGCUCUUUUCGAAUACACAGUUUCGCCGCUCGUGUUGUUGGGCCUUUCGCAUUUGGCAUUACUAUUUAGCGAUCCGUUGGCGCUUUUCAGUGGACGCCGCCGCGCAGCACAUUUCACCUACUCGUCGAUUUGCGUAUAUUUGAUUGUAUGAAAAACACGUUUGCGCAUUCAGUUGCGAAUUUAAUUUAAGCCGAAACGGUGCUCGUUGCCACUCAUUGCUUUUAGCUGCUUUCAAUUGACUGACUAUUUUCGAACUACAAUCUGGAAUUGGUUUUUUUCAUUUUCAAUGUUCAAUUUUUUUUGUUGUUGCUGUUUCGCUGUUGAAUAAUAAAGUUUGAGUGGUUUUGAGUGGUAUUUGUGGUCGCAUAAAUUAUUUGCUUUGUAUUGCUUUGUAAUGGAAUGACGUCUAACAGAAACCAAAAACACAAACAAAAGCGAGUUGAAUUUCAAAAAGUGUGUAAAGUUUUUGUUUUGCGAUAUUGAUGAGCUAAAACUAACAACAACGAAAUAAAAUAAAUAAGAGCAACAGAUUCCGAGCCACGCAAAACAGAAAGCAAAAUACGCAAUCAAAUUUAAUUGUGAAUCAGCGAGCCGCACAAAUCCGCAGCCCCACACGCGCCGGUUAGCGAAUUUUACACUUUUUCACGCAAAACAGGCCUACACACAAACCAAAGCGGCUGGCACAUAAAUAAAUGUAAAUAAAUAAUAAUAAAACACAAAAAGCACACAAACAGAUCGAAAGUCGGUAAAAUAUACAAACGCAAGUUUUAGAGGAAUUUUUUGUUUCGUGUGAACUUAAUUUGAAUUGCAGAGUUGUUUUAGAUAAAUCGCGUAGUAACGCGCUACCAAAAAAAAUUUCCAUAUUGAAUUGCAAAAAAUCCAAGUCAAAAUGUUUAAUCUACGAAGCCAACUCGAUAAGAUCAUCAUCAGUGCAAUGGAUCGUUUCGUGUGGUUCGUACUGCUCGUCGUGAUGUCGCAUUUGGUGACCGAAUUCACACGCGUCACUGGCUAUGCGCGCGGUAAUCGGCACGAUGUUGUUCUUAUAAAUGAUACAACCUUACAGCCGAAGACAGUAUCGAAUAUGAUUUUUUAUCCGGGAGAAGAGUACGGAGUUUAUGAGCAACAAAUGUCGCAAUACAGCAACUUCUAUCCGAUCAAUAAUAACAAAUACAGCAGUAAUAACAACUACAACAACUAUAACAGCAAUCCGAAUAUGCAGCCGAUCUCAGCAUCAAAUGGCGAAUCAGCCACAACGAGCUUCCCCUUUAGUUUUCGGCCACUAAUUGAUAGCAUCUUCGAGAUUCCCAUAUCAACAUUGCGUGCUGUCAACAAUUUAGUGGCGCGUCUAACCGGCAGCUAUCAACACCAGGUGCCAUCAAUGACCGCGGGCGUGCUUAAGUCCACAAAUGCCAAUGAGAGUCCGGACGCAUUGGAGGCCUACCGUUCCCUACAAGCAGCACCAUCUGUGCCAGCAGCGGCCGCAACAGCCUCAAACACACCGCCGCCAACGUCUUUCGAUUCGCACCCAGCGACAACACAAAAUGAUGAUAAGACUAGUAAUUUAGACAAUAAAGACGGCAACAGGGUGAUCAGGUUGCAGCGGAGGUCGUUACUGCGAGAAGUGAACGCGUAGAGUAGUGCACUUUCCGGUAGUUGUUCAUUUGAGAGGCCGUUGUUGACUACCAAGGCGUAGGAGGGCAAUGGAAUGGUGACAGGAAGUAGCGGAAGCCAUGUCGGUUUAAUGCCCUGGACACACACUCAAACACACACGCACACAGUGAAAUAUAUAUACGCAUAUAAACGCGCGCUCGCCUACAGGAACACUUUGGCUAACUACGUAUAGUUCAUUUGCACUUCCUUCCACCGAUUCAUUUUCAUUCAUUUUAUUGCUCGCUCAUUUGUUUGGUUGUGCUUGUCUAUGCGUGUGUGUGUGUACAGCUAAGUGUUUUGUUUGUGUUUUAGUUGUUCUUUACGCUCCUCCUGGUGGUUCAAUGUGAACAUAUUUGCAUAAACUUGUUCUAAAGUUUGCAAUUAGUUUUUUUUCGUACGCCUCGAUUGUUGUUCUUUUCCGUUUUUGAAACUUGAGAACUAAGCCGCGUGAAGCACCUUUCACCGCCGACUCAUCAUCAUCAGCGCUUGUGUUGAGUUGAAUUCAAGGUGACUAUUUUAUUUAGUUUUUAUUUUUAUUAUUUUUUUUGUUUUCAUUUCUCGCACAAAUUCUAUUUUCACUCUGCUCUAUUUCACUUUUACUUUCUAUUAGUCCGUUCUUUGCACAGUCGUUUCACAUUUAUUUUCAUUUGCUUUGUGUAUUCCGUCAUUUAAGUUAAUUUUUAAGCGCGCAAAGAUUUCUUCGUUUCUCUCACAAUUAAUUAAAUGUUUUCUUCUACGUUUAUUUUUAUGCCGAUGUCCCCCUUGUUGGCAUUUUUUAUGUUCAUAUUUUUGAUGUGAUAUUAAUUUAGUGACACUUUUAGUAGAAUUUAAG